AUGGCUUGGCUUGGCUCCUUUGAAGAAUUCCUCGAUAGGUUUGAGCGAGAGAAUGAAAGGGACGAAUCUAAUUUCGGUCCCUCAAUCAUUCCGAAUGAAUGUCCGGCUAUUAUAGAUACUCAAGAUGAAUUUCCUGAAGGUGAUAUACCAGAAAAAGAAUUAGGAGAUCAAUCCACUAAUAUUAGGGUUUCGUCUUACUAUGAAUCUGAAGGGGUAUCGGGUCAAAGGAUGAUUAGUUCAUCUAUGGUUAGCUUUUUACCAACUACUCGUUCAAAAAGUAAGACUCAAAAAGUUUUGGAGGAUGAGGUUAUAGUAGACAAGGAUCCUGCUUCUGUAUUAACGGAAGAGGAUUUAGAUAAUAUUAGGGUUGAAUUCAGAAUUCCACAGGAAAUAGAAAUGCGAAUCUCUGGUUCUAGCGAAUCAGCUUCUUAUGAAUUUCCUGGAUGGACUGUAGUAUAUGCUAUAUCAUUAAGGUGUGGAUUAAGUCUUAAUUUUGGUCUUCACGAAUUUCUUGUUGCUUACUCUUGGCAAGAAAACAAAAAGGAUGUAGGUAGAUAUAUGUUGUCGAAAAAGGAUAAGGAAAAUUUGAUUGUUGGGACGACGUCCAGUGAUCAUAACUGGCAAAAGAGAUAUUUCUUGGUGAAAAAGGAAACUCUUUUGGAGGAUGACGAUGCUAUUCCUAGUUCUUGGACAAUUCAAGGACCCCAUAUGGCUCCAAGAGUAAUCGUUCCUUUGAGUCUUAAAGAGAUUGCUGAAAAGAAGAAAGUCCAGAAAAGUUCUAAGGAGAAGAGGACGAAGAGAAAACAUGAAUCUAUCUUGGGACUUCACAGUGAGUUAGGAACAAUUGCUGAAGUAACUGAGACUUCUGAAAUUCCUGAGGGUGACAUAGAUGGUGAUUCCACACUUAUAAGGAAAAAGAAAAUCAGGGUAUCGUCUCCUUCUCCAGUAGGUGAAAGUGCGGGAUUGAGCAAGGAGGCCGAUGACAUCAUUCAGGUUCCUGAUGAUGAAUUGAGACUAUCGGGUGAUGAUCUUCCGUCUAGUCUUUCGGCAAGGAGUUUUGAGAUGUCGAUCCCUAACAUCCCUCUUUAUUCGAGGCCUGCUGAGUUAUUUCCUGAUUUGCAUAAAUUGGCUUAUCCCCUCGGUUUCACCCCUCCUAAAUUGACUCUUGAAGACGCUUCUAUUUACAGCAUUUCUCAUGUUUUUCAGCUUUACAUUGAUAAAGAAGUAGAAAAGUUGAGUGAGGAAGUAAAGCUAAGGAUGGAGGCCGAAGCUCAAUUGGAAAAAACGAAGAAUGCUGCUUCUGAAGCUUUAAAGAAGGCUGAAGAUAAGUUCGAUGAAUUGGACAGAAGGCAUAUUGCUUUGAAGACUGAUUUCACAGAUCAGGGCAGACAAUUGUCCAACAUAAUACAGCAACAGAAAGUUACGGAAGAGGAACUUUCAGCUUUCAAGAUCAAAUUUCAAGAAAAUGAGAUAUUAUUGAAGGAUCUGCAAGAAGUUGGUUCUAACCUGAAAGAUUGUGAAAUUGAGCUAAGUGCUUCUAUCGAGAAAGCGAAUCAGCUAUUGGAUGAGCUGACAGAAUCAAAGGAAGAUGUUGAUUUCUACAAGGGAGAAUGUGCUCUUGCUGCUGGAAAGGAAAGAAUCAAAGCUUUGGGAGAAGUAAUGAUGCACUACAAGGCUGGAACUUUAAAGGAGGAAGAAGUUCAUCGAAUGAUCAAAGAAUAUGAAGAAUUCAAAGUCAUCGAUGCAACGCAAACUUCUGCCUCUGAAGCCGAAGACGACGUUUAA
This is a messenger RNA of Tripterygium wilfordii, 1785 nucleotides long. RefSeq lists its product as uncharacterized. Lineage: Eukaryota; Viridiplantae; Streptophyta; Magnoliopsida; Celastrales; Celastraceae. The record is from RefSeq and is a predicted model, not a curated record. The transcript is spliced from 5 exons. Bases 1 to 1785 code for a protein of 594 amino acids.